AACCCAGCCGCCGCCUCGGCUCCCGGUGGGUCCCAGUCACAAGUUCGCCAGUAACUACUACUGCAGCCGGGAUGGACGCCGAGAGUCCCUCCCGCCCAUCGUGGUCGCGGCGGCACAGAAAACCCUCGCUGCGGGGGCUCAAGCUG
Molecule: messenger RNA, 146 nt
Organism: Pygoscelis adeliae (Adelie penguin)
Lineage: Eukaryota; Metazoa; Chordata; Aves; Sphenisciformes; Spheniscidae
Gene: NDUFA7
Product: NADH dehydrogenase (ubiquinone) 1 alpha subcomplex, 7, 14.5kDa
Exons: 1
Biological process (GO): ATP synthesis coupled electron transport; mitochondrial electron transport, NADH to ubiquinone
Cellular component (GO): mitochondrial inner membrane
Source: RefSeq, a predicted model, not a curated record